Molecule: messenger RNA, 1145 nt
Organism: Amphimedon queenslandica
Lineage: Eukaryota; Metazoa; Porifera; Demospongiae; Haplosclerida; Niphatidae
Product: BICD family-like cargo adapter 2
Exons: 10
Coding region: 156-1130 (324 amino acids)
Source: RefSeq, a predicted model, not a curated record
UCUUCACUUCUUAGUUCCUGUUUGAAAGUGGGAGUAACAGUUUGUGGUAGCAUCUGCUGGUUGAAUGAAAACAGGUUUGAGUUGAUAGCCAUACUGUUAACAUUGUUGAGGUUCUUAAACUUCCAAGCAAAAUAGAUAACUGCUUUCCAGUUAUUAUGCACAUCAGUGAUCCAUCAUCUCCUCCAAUGGCCAGUGUCAUUACAAACGAUAACAAGAGUCAACUAAAAGCUGAGCUAGCACAGAGAGAAGAAGAAUUAUUUAAGGCAGUGGACUAUGGCCAGCAAUUGUUAGAGGAGAAAGAAGCACUGGUGGAGGAGCUGGAGAAAAUGAAAUUGAAAUGUGAAGAAGCUGAAGGAAGAUACGCUUCUCAAAAGGUUUCUUACGACAAGUCUUUGCAGUUUUUGCAGCAGACGACAAGCGAUCAAAUGAAAGAGCUAGAGGAGGAGCUUGAGAGAAAAGACAACAAUUUGAAGGGGCUGGAAAACAAACUGAAAGGAGAGCUAAAGAGCUUUGAGCUCUUGUCAGAGGAGAAUGCAAAAAAUGUUGAAGAUCUGAGAAAACUGGAACUAGAACUGGAGAAAAACAAGAAAUCCUCUAAGGCUAUGUUAGAUGAUUCUGAGGCAAUGGUGAAAGACCUUCAAGAACAAAUUGUACAAUUGCAAGAAAUAAAUGAAGAAACAUUAUCAGAAUUGAAAGAAAAGAAAGAAGAGGAAAGGACAUUAAGAAUGGAGUAUAGUGAUCUCUUGGAAGAUCAUCAAAAACUCAGAGAAGAAUUGAGCAUGACUCAGCAAGCUUGCUUUCAAUGGCAUUCAGAAUAUAAAGAGCAACUGGAGCAAACAAAGGUUUUGACAGAGUCUUUAAAUGAUCAGGCUUCUUUAAUGCUCACUAAAAAGGUUCCUGACAUAGAGCCAUUAUCAGAAGAAAUGAAGUCACUAUUCAGUGAUUGUGAAAGAUGCUCCAUUUUGCAAGAAGAUAUAGAGCGCCUCCAGGCAGACUACACUGAGCUUAAUGAUCAGCUCAUGAAAGUUGUCCAGCAAAAAUAUGAACUGCAGCAACAGUUAGAAGACUGGCAGAGUGACAUGGAAAGGCUAAUAGGAAGACAGCUGGAGAGGUAUUAUAAAAAAGAAUAGAAUAAUAGAAUAAAU